This is a messenger RNA of Colossoma macropomum (tambaqui), 3210 nucleotides long. RefSeq names its product NACHT, LRR and PYD domains-containing protein 12-like. The transcript has 8 exons. NCBI's taxonomy places the organism in Eukaryota, Metazoa, Chordata, Actinopteri, Characiformes, Serrasalmidae. The record is from RefSeq and is a predicted model, not a curated record. The coding region runs from base 61 to 2988 and encodes 975 amino acids. Gene Ontology annotation, molecular function: protein binding.
CUGGAUUUUGGAUGGAAAAGAGUUUCUAAUGUUUCCAAAGCAGCAUCGCUGGAUGAGCUGAUGACUAACCUCAUUGAUGGGAAUCUGCUUCCCUCUGCUUUGGUGUGGAUAACUUCUCGGCCGGCUGCGAUAGACAAGAUUCCUCCAGGUCUGAUCCAUCGUAUGACAGAAGUACGAGGAUUCACAGACUUGCAGAAGGAGGAGUACUUCAAGAAGAGGAUCAGCGACCAGAGCUUGGCCAGUAGGAUCAUUUCACAUGUGAGGAACUCAAGGACCCUUGAGAUCAUGUGCCAUAUACCGGUCUUCUGCUGGAUCACAGCUACAGUCCUGGAACAAAUGCUGAAGGGAGGCCAUGAAAAAAUCCCAUCAUCUCUUACUGAGCUGUACACGCGAUUCUUACUCACUCAAACAAGUGAAAAAAAGAAGAAAUAUCUUGGGAAAAGAGAAAGUGAUCCUCGGAAGCUCUCCGAGGGAGAUGUUCAGCUUAUUCUUAAACUUGGAAAACUGGCCUUCGACAAUCUGCAAAAAAGCAACAUCGUGUUUUCAGAAGAUGAUUUGAAACUGUAUGACAUUGAUGUCACUGAAGCCUCGCUGAGGUCAGGGUUGUUCACUGAGAUUGUCAAGGAGGAGGAUCCGAUGUUUUCGGUGAAGAAGUACAGCUUUGUGCACUUGAGCUUUCAAGAGUAUCUUGCAGCUUUCUUUGUCAUCCACACAUACGCUGACACAGGAGUGAACGCAAUGCAAUCCAGCCUAAACACACGUGCCACAGCAUUCCAUGAUGAGGACUAUUAUGAUGACUUUGAUGACUCCAGCGUUGACCAAAACUUCAGCGGAAGCGAUCAUGAAGAUUUUGACCUUCCAGCAAGGGUUCCUCAGCAAGAAAUUAUUUUGUAUGACUUACAGAAAUGCGCCAUUGAUGAAGCUUUGAAGAGUAAAAGUGGGCAUUUAGAUCUGUUCCUUCGUUUCCUCCUUGGCCUCUCGCUGGAGUCAAACCAGAAGCUGCUCAACUCAUUUUCAGUGUGUGUAGAAAGUGGGCAGAACAUUCGUCAGACUGUCCAGUACCUCAGGAGCAAGCUCAGAGAAGAGGAUGACAGAAAGACUCCCUCCUCAGAACGAUGCAUUAACCUCCUUCACUGUCUCCUGGAGCUCAAUGAUCACUCAAUGGCAGAGGAGAUCCGAAGGUUCUUGACCUCAGACAGACAAGCUGAGCACAAACUGACAGCUGGACAGUGCUCCACCCUGGCCUACAUCAUUCUGAUGUCAGGGGAUGUUCUGGAAACGCUGGACCUGAAGAAAUACAAUACAUCUGAAGGGAGUCGUAAAAGGUUGGUCCCAGCUGUGAGGAACUGCAGAAAGGCUUUAAUGGCUGAUUGCAGGCUGUCAAAUAAAUGCUGUGAGACUGUGGCCUCUGCACUUCAGAAUCCCAAAGCACACUUAAGAGAACUGGACCUCAGCCAGAAUUUUUUGGGCGACAGUGGUCUGGCAUCACUCUGUGCAGGACUGAAUAGUCCACAUUGCAGACUGGAGACUCUGAACCUCAGUCACAUCAACUUGGAGAAAAAAGGAGCAGAGCUUUUGAGAGCUGUUCUUAUGGGGCCCCACAUUCAGCCACACACACUUAACGUUUUUGCAUGCGGUUUGAAAGAUGACAGCGCUAAAAUUUUGGGUUCAGCCCUUUGGUCAUCAGAAUGUCGACUGAGAGAGUUGGACCUCAGCUACAAUAAACUGACCACCAAAGGAGUGAAAUCUGUCCUUCAGGGUCUCCUGAGCCCUUACUGUGACAUAGAGAUAAUAAGACUAUCAGGUAAUAUGAUUGAUGAAGAUUGCUGCACUGAUUUGGCCUCAGUUCUCAAACAUUCAUUCUUGAGAGAACUGACUCUGGACAGAAGCAGUAUUAGAGAUGUGGGAGCAAAACGUCUUUGCAGUGGACUGAUGAGUCCACACUGUCAACUACAGAUUCUGGGGCUGAGAGACUGUAAACUCUCAAAGAAAGCAUGCUUCUAUCUUACUGUGGCGUUAAGCUCUUACUCUGUGUUGAGAAAGCUGAACCUGGGAGACAAUGAUCUGCAGGAUUCAGGAGUAAAACUUCUCUCUACUGGACUGAAACAUCCAAACUGCAUACUCCAGAACCUGGGAUUAUCUGGUUGCAUGAUCACAGUGGGGGGAUGUUCGUCUCUGGCUUUAGCUCUGAAAUCAAACCCCUUUCAGCUGAGAGAGCUCGAUCUGAGCUAUAAUCACCCUGGAGAAUUAGGAGAGAAGCUGCUCUCUUCUAGACUGGAGGAUAGACACUGCAAACUGGAGACAUUAAGAUUGGAUCAUGCAGGACAUUCACGAAUUACAGCUGGUCUUUGGAAAUACUACCAAGACCUUAACAUGGGUAAUGAAGAAGAAAAUCUGACGUGUUCUCCAAACAGAAAAGGGGUUGUUUGGUUGCCAGUGCCAGAGGUUCCUUUCUAUGACUACUAUGACAGUGAUGGUGAGGAGAACAAAGAGCCAGUCAAAUGGGCAAAGGUGCGCGCCAGGGAACAGCUAAUAGGGGGGCGUUUUUACUGGGAGCUGGAGUGGACUGGAAUGGUCUACGUGGGCGUAACCGACAGGGGAAAGCUUUAUGGCAAGCUUUUGGAACUAAUCCUUCAGCCGUACCCAAGCCCAUAUUUUGCCGUACACACAGACACGUGCCAAACCAAAUCUAUUUCUGCAAUCAGUGUGCCCAAGCCUGAGAGAAUUGGAAUACUUCUGGACUGGCCAGCAGGAACUCUGUCCUUUUACAGCGUCUCCUCUCAGGGUGUAGGUCAUCUGUACACUUUUCACACCAAGUUCAAAAAUCCCAUGUACCCAUUGUUUGGGCUCAAUCACCAAAUGUUCGGGAAUAGAGCACCAUCUGUGAUCAUUGCAACACCUGAUUCUCCUGAAUCUGUCUUCAAUACUAGAAUUCAGCUAAUUGAACAACACAUGAGGAUGUAUCCUUGGUGGUACAAUGGAUAUUAAGUGGAAUGAAGCUUUUGUGAACAACCCCAUUUCCAGAAAAGUUGGGAUGCUGUGCAGAACUUGAAUAAAAUAGAAUGCAAUGUUAAGCAAAUCACAAAGUUAAUCAAAUCAAGUAAACCAUAUAAGGAAAAUACUACAAAAACAACAUAUCAAAUGUUGGUCUCCUCAGUUCCCAAACACUUACACAGUGAUGUUAAAAGAAGAGUUGUUGCAACACAGUGG